Ailuropoda melanoleuca (giant panda) is the source of this 3534-nucleotide messenger RNA. It is a transcript of the gene RAB5B, whose product is annotated as RAB5B, member RAS oncogene family. NCBI's taxonomy places the organism in Eukaryota, Metazoa, Chordata, Mammalia, Carnivora, Ursidae. The transcript has 6 exons. The record is from RefSeq and is a predicted model, not a curated record. Gene Ontology annotation, molecular function: GTPase activity; GTP binding. The coding region runs from base 234 to 881 and encodes 215 amino acids.
GGGUAAUCGUGCUAUUGGCUGGGGCCCUCGCCCCAGGCCGAGGAGGAGGAGGAGGGGCAGGAGGGUUUGGUUGAGCCGCAGCUGUUUGUCUGUUCGACACAGGCUUGGGCCCGACGGGGGAGACGGAGCCCCAGGACUGUUGAAGCCUGAAGUCCCCUCCCCUUCCCCCUCCCCCCUUUGCCGCUUUGUGGCAUCCCCCUCCCUCUACCCUUUCCCAUUCUGAUAAUCUAGUCAUGACGAGCAGAAGCACAGCCAGGCCCAAUGGGCAGCCCCAGGCCAGCAAAAUAUGCCAGUUCAAAUUGGUCCUGCUGGGUGAAUCUGCAGUGGGGAAGUCUAGCCUGGUAUUACGUUUUGUCAAAGGGCAGUUCCAUGAGUACCAAGAGAGCACCAUUGGAGCUGCCUUCCUCACCCAGUCUGUUUGUCUAGAUGACACAACAGUCAAGUUUGAGAUCUGGGACACAGCUGGGCAGGAACGAUACCAUAGUUUGGCCCCCAUGUACUACAGAGGUGCCCAAGCUGCCAUUGUGGUUUAUGACAUUACUAAUCAGGAAACUUUCGCCCGAGCGAAGACAUGGGUAAAGGAACUACAGCGACAGGCCAGUCCUAGCAUCGUUAUUGCCUUGGCGGGGAACAAAGCUGACCUUGCCAAUAAGCGCAUGGUGGAGUAUGAAGAGGCCCAGGCGUAUGCAGAUGACAACAGCUUAUUGUUUAUGGAGACUUCAGCCAAGACAGCUAUGAACGUGAACGAUCUCUUCCUGGCAAUAGCUAAGAAGUUGCCAAAGAGUGAACCCCAGAAUCUGGGGGGUGCAGCAUGCCGAAGCCGGGGUGUGGAUCUCCAUGAGCAGUCCCAGCAGAACAAGAGCCAGUGUUGUAGCAACUGAGGGAGUGGCUAGCAGCAAAGAAGUAUGGAGCUAGCACGAGAGCUAAGAAAUAACCUCCGUCCCCACCCCUCAGCACACAGCCCCUAUGGUAACAGCACACUGAGCCCUGGCUCCCAAGGGCUGCCUCCUGACAGCUCCGUCAUGGCACUUUUUAACGCUUCAGCAACCAACACCAGGCAGCUGUUGCCACUGGCCUCCUACCCCUACUCUGGGGCUCGGGGGUCAGAUCCCCCAGGACUUACCUUCCAAAACAAACUUUCUUCACUUUGUAUUAUAGGUGCAAGACAGUGACCUACUUAUCUUUCCUCCUCCUCCUCAUUUUUUCAGAAAUUUUUUUUGUCUCCUGCCCCUUCCCCUUCUGCUUUGGUCAAUCCCUGUUCUUGAUCCCCUUAUCCUCCUCUCCCCAGGAUGGAGAAGGUGGUGAACCCAGGAAUUGAGGAAGGAGGUUUCCAGUUCAGUCACAUUAAGGGCCCUGGGGGAGAGUAAGGCUCAGAGCAGGAGGGAGUAAGGAAACAGUUCCUUUUUUCUUUCUUUCUUUCUUUCUUUCUUUCUUUCUUUCUUUCUUUCUUUCUUUCUUUCUUUCUCUUUCUUUCCUUUCUUUCCUUUCUUUUCUUUCUUUUCUUUCUUUUCUUUCUUUCUUUCUUUCUUUUUUUGGUUGGAGUUUCUCAUAUUUGAAAACACUGCAGUCUCCAUGAGUUGGCCUUGUGGAGGGCGUUUCUAGGUAGAGGUGAGAAAGGGAAGGCAAGCUCUCGGGUACCGGGUAGUUGUGUUGUUAGCUAACUGGGCAGAGGUGGAGGAGGUGGAGAUGCAGCAUCACCUGUGGCUCUGGAACUGUUCCAAGGCCUAAUUGCCCCCUCACCUAGCCUCUUAGGUAGCUCCUCCCCCAUAAUGGGGGAGACUCUGGACCCCAGAGUCCUCCAAAGAAUCUUCACUGGUUGCCUGCAUCUUUGGCUCUGCUGUGAUCUAAUUAGAGGAGGGACCAGUUUCUGAUACCCAUCCUCUGAUUUAUACAUAUACAUUUUUUUUCCUCUGGCCUUUAGAUGGCCUCAGCCCCAGCCACUAUAUUCCCCUGCAGUUUGCACUUUAAUUGGUGGUAGUUCAGUUGGGAUACUUGUUUUAUGGGGGUUUUGAUUGAUUUACCUGCCCUCUCACCUUUUUAAUUAAAUGGAACCCAAGGUAGUAUAUAUAUGAGGUUUUAGGAGGGGCUGUAGAGAACAGGACCAGUGGCAGCUACUCAAGCCCAGUCUCCACUGCUAGCUUCCUCCAACUCUGAUUCUUAACCUAUAUUCUUGCCAACCUAGCUCUCGAGUAUAGGUUUGCCUUUCCUGGGGAAUUAACUGAGCAACUGGAGAGUGGUCUCAGGAUAGCCUAGGCCAUGGUAUGGGAGUGAAGAGGGGUCGGUCAGCAAGAGGGAAGAGUUUUCUGUCCUUCCUGACGUUCAUGUUCAGAGAUCCACCCAUUACCAUGUCUUUUCUGCUUUCCCUGUAAAUAGGUAUGAUCUUUAUUCCCACUGUACAGUCUGUUCUGUACUCCACCUCCCAUCAGGCCCUGUAUCUUUUCUCCUUUGUUAGUAUCUUCAGUUUAGUCCCUCCAUUCUUAUCCUCAUACCCACCCCCAGCAAGUGCUUUAAUCCACGUACCACUAGGGGCUAAUACCACAGAGGCCUGCUGUGGCCCCCUCAUAUCGUAACACCUGUUCCUGUGGAUAGGGAACAACUGGCACUGAAGGUCCAUCACAACUGUCUCACAUCACCAGGGGAUGUUGGUCCUUUCUAAAUCUCCAGCUACUCUUCAUAUCCCUCAUCAGGUAUUUUAGGAUGUCUUGGGAAGCCAUCAAGGCAAGAGAGAAUUCUAAACUUCUUGUUCCAGCCCAGAGUUUUGGGGAAAUUGGGGGAAGUAAGAUAGGAAAGGUCACAGUGACCUAGGAUUGGGACCUUUCUACCCUUGUGUUUGCAGACUGCCUUCUGUCCCAGAGCAGCUGAAAAAUCCUUGGAGCUGAGACUCUGAAGGACCCAGCUUAGGUUCUUCCACUUAGGACUCAUUUCCCUUCCUUUUCCAGGGGCAGCCUUAGUUCCCGUGGCCCUGAAAUACACAUACAUUUUCCCCUUCCUUUCCCAGCACCCACCAGCCUCCCAAAGCACCCAGUGCAUCCUUACAAGUGGAAGAACUAGGAUAUCUCUCUUAAAUUCCUUAGAAAUGAAGUUUUUGCUCCUCCCCCCCCCGCCCCCGCCUCUGUGCAUCUUUCCCCAUGGAACAGAAGUGAAGUGUUUCAUUGCCUUGGGGCUGGGAAACCAUUUCUCCAGGCUUCUCCCCUCCCCAGCCCCCUUAGGAACAGGAUUGGCCUUAGCUUCUGGGCCCAUCUGCUGCCUUCCUUCUAUUUCCUACCAGCUCUUCUGCUUUCCUUUGAGCUCUCUUGGGCUUGAGGAUCUUAGUUUUUAUUUCCCAGCUCUUCAUUUUUUUUUUUCUUCUGAUCAGUUUUUUUUUUUUUUUUUUUUUUUUUUUUGGGGGGGGGGGUUUUUUUUUUUUUUUUCUUCUAAGAAAGCAUUUGCCUUUUCCCCCUUUUCUUCCUCUCCCGACGUAACAAUCGUGGUAACAGAAUGCAACUGCUGAUUUACCGAUGUAUUUAAUGUAAGUAAAAAAGGAAAAAAAAAAAA